Molecule: messenger RNA, 621 nt
Organism: Gongylonema pulchrum
Lineage: Eukaryota; Metazoa; Nematoda; Chromadorea; Rhabditida; Gongylonematidae
Source: the annotation of a GenBank genome assembly
AUGAAUUUACUGAAGAAAGAAAAUGAGCUGCAUCGAAUCGAUCAAGAAAGGCGAACGGUGGAAAGGUUCAAGGAAACUCUGGUAUCUCGGGAAAGGGCUGCCGAGAAAAAGCUGCAAGAAGAGCUCAAAAGAGCACGCGAACAAAACAGAGUGCAUAUGGCGCAGAUGGUUUCUGAGUGGAAUCAAAAAGAAGCAGCAUUGGUCAAAAGAUGCGAUGCCGUGUGGGCCAGAAUACGUGAAAUUUCAGAAAAGCAGGAGCUUGAACAGGUUAAAAAAUUUGAGAACGAAGAAUUGAGGAAGAAAUUAGGAAGGCAAGAAACAUCCAUUAGCAAUCUCAAAAAACAGCUGAAAUUAGUGGAGGAGUCAGCGGCGAUACGUAUAAACGAUCUCAAAUUUCACCAUCGAUUAACUGUAAGACAUUUUUUUGACCGUUGCAAUCUGUUACCACUAGCGGACUUAGAGUCCGUCUCAACGUCGACUCCUUCCGAAUCCUCAUUCGAACAAAAUUUUCGCGAUCGAAUGAAUGCAAUUGAACUUUCGAAACAGGUUAAGCUUAAAAUUGGCGUCGCGCUUGUACUGUGGUUGACUGGGAUGAGCGUUUGUAUCACUGUUAGAAAGUGA